AUGUAUACGAGUACUACAGUUAUUAACUAUGGCGCCAUUAUCGAUGCUCAUAGAGAUCGUCAAUGGAAUAUAAACGUUUUCAUAAAAGAACAAUAUUCAGAACUAAAAUGUUGGAAGAAACUAUAUUGGAGAUUUUGGAGUCAAAUCAAUUACCUACGUUGCAUAAACUGUAACGAAUUGUUUCCCUGUUCUGACUUAUCAUGUUGCAACGCCAAAGGCAACGAUAACAACAGCGGAAAAAUUGCAGUCAGUAAAAAAAUGGCUGUAUUUGAUCCAUGUAAAAUCGUUCAGUCAAAUACAAGACAAGAACAUGUUUAUUCGCCCACCAAUACAGAUAAUAAUAACCUUUUCAUGGCUAAGAUAUGGCAAACCCUUAUUAAUCACAAGGAUGAUAUCUGCUGUAUGAAUACCACUUCAACAAAGAGCAGACAGUUGAAAUCUAAUCCAUUUGCUGCAGAAGAUUUGUUCAAUCAAGGAUUAAAGGUUAAUCUCCAAGUCAAAAAGACUGUCUUGAUAAAUACCGAUGAUUUUAGUAUUAGCUCAUGUGAGGAAGAUGACAGUGAAAAUGACACUCCGAUAUCGUGGAAGAUUUUAAAAGAGACUAGUAUAAGCCUAUCAAAGCAGGAAUUAACAAAACAUGGGGUUUCUGCACAACAUUUAAAUCUAUGGGAUAACGAUAGAAAUGAUAGAUGGAAUGAAGAUAUGCAAAGAGAAGAAGAAAAGAAGUUUAAAGCGGAAAUUGAAAAUAUCGCUUUAACUUCGCUUCCAAUGGUUCAAAAUUCAACAGCGAACAAUAGCAUUAAUAAUAACUUGAGGCCGAGGUAUGAAAUUCGUUGA
Trichoplax adhaerens is the source of this 837-nucleotide messenger RNA. RefSeq lists its product as uncharacterized. Bases 1 to 837 code for a protein of 278 amino acids. Lineage: Eukaryota; Metazoa; Placozoa; Uniplacotomia; Trichoplacea; Trichoplacidae. The transcript is spliced from 9 exons. The record is from RefSeq and is a predicted model, not a curated record.